This is a messenger RNA of Dentiscutata erythropus, 166 nucleotides long. NCBI's taxonomy places the organism in Eukaryota, Fungi, Glomeromycota, Glomeromycetes, Diversisporales, Gigasporaceae. The record is from the annotation of a GenBank genome assembly.
AAAAACACAUGACUAUUCUACAAAAGAUAUACAAGACCUAUCACAGAAGAAAUGUCUUAAAAGAAAAUCUAAUGGCAACAUCAAUGGCAACACCUGUAAUACUAAUGAUAACACCUGCAAUGAUACAAACAACAAUACAAAUAAUGGCAACAAAACUGAAAAGUGA